Messenger RNA from Octopus sinensis (East Asian common octopus), 765 nucleotides. RefSeq lists its product as uncharacterized. The transcript has 2 exons. NCBI's taxonomy places the organism in Eukaryota, Metazoa, Mollusca, Cephalopoda, Octopoda, Octopodidae. Bases 1 to 765 code for a protein of 254 amino acids. The record is from RefSeq and is a predicted model, not a curated record.
AUGGAUCAACAGCGUAAACACAACCUACAAGAAUUUCUGUAUCAAGUGACCAGGCAGCAGCAUCGCAGCCACGACUUCACCUAUAUACCAUCAUCAUUAACUGGAGAAUUGCGAGCUAUUAUUACAGCUCCACCAGCAGUUGCAACGUAUUCAUCAAUCAAAAUUGAAAUUUUAAAACGAACCUCGCUCUCUUCUGAAAAGAAGUUUUCAGAAACUUCUCAACGACGAGAGUUUAGUAGACCGAACACCAUAGCAGAUGCUCAACAAAAUGCGGCAGCUCACUCUGCUGAAAGUAAGUUGCUUAAACAACUCUUUUCCUCCAAAUUACCACAGUAUGUUCAAGGUAUUCUCACUCAUUUGAUCGACGUUAGCACAGUCGACCAGCUUGCAGCGUCAGCAGAUAAAAUUUUGGAGUACACAAAAUCAUCUCCAGAACAGAACAACUCUCCUUUGCCAGUUGCUAUAGUUUCCUCUGAAUUUAAAGAAUUCCGUGAAUCUACGCAGAAGAAUAUAGACAAGCUAUUCGCAGAAGUUCAUCUCUUGUGUAUCAACAGAAAUUCUUCACCGCGUCGGUAUCGUCAUUCUAAUUCCCGUUCUCCCAGCAGAUCAAAACCUUUUUGUUGGCAUCAUUAUAAGUUUGGUUCUUCAGCUAAGAAAUGUAUUUCACCUUAUACAUUUAAAACUCAGGAAAACUUAAAAAGCCGAACUCCGAGCAUGACCGCAGUUCCUGGCACGUUUUCUCCUUGUUGCACAUUUUCAUACUAG